Messenger RNA from Diabrotica virgifera virgifera (western corn rootworm), 629 nucleotides. RefSeq names its product MICOS complex subunit MIC10. The record is from RefSeq and is a predicted model, not a curated record. Bases 212 to 439 code for a protein of 75 amino acids. Lineage: Eukaryota; Metazoa; Arthropoda; Insecta; Coleoptera; Chrysomelidae. The transcript has 2 exons. Gene Ontology annotation, cellular component: mitochondrial inner membrane; MICOS complex; mitochondrion.
AUUAAUUUUUUUUGAUAUUUGACAAUUGUCAAAAAAUCAAAAUGUUUAAAAAUAAAAAUCAUUUUUUGUAAAAGGGUCAUGUUUUUCAUGAAAUCAUUGAUAUAACUUAUUCCAUCUAAUAUUUAAACAUUUAAUAUACACAGGUUUUACUACCGAAAUAAAAUAAGUUGACUUUUUCAAAAGAGGUUAACUUUUUUACUUUAGACCGAAAAUGGCGACGCCUGUAUAUGUUGAAGAGGAAUUGGGAAAAAAAUGGGAUAAAUGUUUAUCAGAUGGAGUUCUUAAAUUUGGUGGAGGUCUGGUAUUAGGCUCAGUAUUUUCCUUAUUAUUUUUCAAGAGAAGGCGAUGGCCUAUCAUAAUGGGUGGAGGAUUUGGUGUUGGAAUGGCUUAUUCGAACUGUGAAAAAGACCUUAAUGCCACAUUUGUCAGUAAAAAGUAAGAUUCCAGUCUAAAAGUGAACAUUCUAGAGUUAUUGUCUUAAGUGACAGUGGGCUAUUUAUAGAAAAAAUUGUGUAGUCAUUUGUAAAUAUGAACAUUAAAUAUUGUUACACCCAUAUUUUUAUUUAAUUCUUACUUUAUUUUAAUAUUAUUUAAUAUUGUUCAAUGUUAAUAAAGCGGGUACGUCACUA